AUGGAAAAUCCAAUUCCAAUUCGUCCAUGGUCUCGCUUGGUCUCUGUAAGACCCCCUCCUGCGCCAAAAACACUUCCCGAAACUACACAUGUAGAAUUUUCUCUCAAAGCAGUUAACACUUCCUCACAUGAUGGCAAUGAAAGUACCACCAAAUCUCCAUCACCAACACCAGAUGUUCACUGUCCAACAAUUCAGUCAGAAAAGCUCAAACUCACUACCCCCACUUCCUUUCCACCGUCCAAACUGAAGGGUCAGCCUCACCUUGAGAAGAAGCCUACUGGAAACGGAUAUGGCAGUGAAUCAUGGAAGAAGGAAUAUGGAGAAACUCAAAAGCAAGGCAUUGACGAAAUGAAAGAGAAAGGUAUUUGGGGUGCUGGGGGCCGUGGCAUCAUUAGGGUCGUAACAACUUCAGGGGAAAGCAAAGGAGCACACAUUCAAAAUAAACCCUUUAACAAGAUGGGAAAUUCCAGUGGUGAGGAAGUGAAUGGAAAAAUGAAGAACAAGAGUGGGAAAUUAACAUCUCCAUUGCGAGUUCUGUAUGCCAACAGCAAUGUGCAGUGUGUCAACAACUCAAUAGUGCUGAACACGAGUUUAACUCACCAUGAUCCAGGAGUGCAUCUUUUUAUCCCAAAGAAGCCAUUUUCUUAA
Vigna radiata var. radiata (mung bean) is the source of this 648-nucleotide messenger RNA. RefSeq lists its product as uncharacterized. NCBI's taxonomy places the organism in Eukaryota, Viridiplantae, Streptophyta, Magnoliopsida, Fabales, Fabaceae. Bases 1 to 648 code for a protein of 215 amino acids. The transcript has a single exon. The record is from RefSeq and is a predicted model, not a curated record.